Molecule: messenger RNA, 4186 nt
Organism: Phascolarctos cinereus (koala)
Lineage: Eukaryota; Metazoa; Chordata; Mammalia; Diprotodontia; Phascolarctidae
Gene: NT5DC3
Product: 5'-nucleotidase domain containing 3
Molecular function (GO): 5'-nucleotidase activity
Source: RefSeq, a predicted model, not a curated record
GCUGCCAGGCUCCCGGGGAGCUGCAGACAGGCGGCCGGAGCUCGGGGGGCAGGUAGAUUGCGGGCGUACGGCGGCAUGGCAGCGGCGGCCGGACCCCGGCUGAGCGGCCGGGCGGCGGCGGCGGCGAUGCGAGGUCUGCUGGGCGUCUGCCUUCGGGGAGCCCCGGCCCCCGCUCCUGCGGCCGCGAGCCUCAGUUGUAGCGCCAGGGGCUUCUGCACGGCGGCCGGAGCUGCCCCGGACAUGAAGAGUUACCUGUGGGAGCGCUACAGGGAGGCCAAGCGGGGCACGGAGGACCUGGUUCCUUCAAUUAUGAGCAACUUGUUGAAUCCAGAUGCAAUUUUCUCCAACAAUGAAACGAGCCUGUCAGACAUUGAAAUCUAUGGCUUUGAUUAUGACUAUACUCUCGUCUUUUAUUCUAAGCACCUCCACACCCUCAUCUUCAAUGCUGCUCGGGACCUCCUCAUCAAUGAGCAUCGGUAUCCUGCAGAGAUAAGGAGCUAUGAAUAUGACCCAAAUUUCGCCAUUCGUGGUCUCCAUUAUGAUGUACACCGGGCCAUAUUGAUGAAGAUUGAUGCAUUUCAUUAUAUCCAGCUGGGAACUGUGUACAGAGGGCUCAGUGUCGUCCCUGAUGAAGAAGUCAUUGAGAUGUACGAAGGCUCCCACGUGCCCCUAGAACAAAUGAGCGACUUCUAUGGAAAGAGCUCCCAAGGAAACACGAUGAAGCAGUUCAUGGACAUCUUCUCCUUGCCAGAGAUGACCCUCCUUUCUUGCGUCAAUGAGUAUUUUCUGAAGAACAACCUUGAUUACGAGCCUGUGCAUCUCUACAAGGAUGUCAAGGACUCCAUCAGAGACGUCCACACCAAAGGGAUCAUGUACAGAGCAAUCGAAGCGGAUAUUGAGAAGUAUAUCUGCUACGCUGAGCAGACCCGAGCGGUGCUGGCCAAGUUGGCCGAUCACGGCAAGAAGAUGUUCCUCAUCACCAAUAGCCCUAGCAGUUUCGUGGACAAAGGAAUGCGGUACAUCGUUGGGAAGGACUGGCGGGAUCUGUUUGACGUUGUGAUUGUUCAGGCGGAGAAGCCCAAUUUCUUCAAUGACCGGCGGAGACCAUUCCGUAAGGUGACUGAAAGAGGUGUACUUCUCUGGGAUAAGAUCCACAAGCUGGAGAAAGGCCAGAUUUACAAACAGGGCAAUUUAUAUGAAUUUUUGAAGCUUACUGGAUGGAGGGGGUCCAGAGUGUUGUAUUUUGGAGAUCACAUAUACAGCGAUCUGGCUGAUUUGACCCUGAAACAUGGCUGGCGGACAGGUGCCAUCAUUCCUGAGCUGAGGUCAGAGAUCAAGAUCAUGAACACGGAGCAAUACAUUCAGACCAUGACCUGGCUGCAGACCCUGACUGGAUUAUUGGAACAGAUGCAGAUUCACAGAGAUGAUACAUCACAGAUGAUUUUGCAAGAAUGGAAAAAGGAAAGGAAGGAGAUGAGAGAAAUGACCAAAAAUUUCUUCAACUCCCAGUUUGGAAGCCUGUUUCGAACAGACCAGAACCCCACAUACUUCCUAAGGCGCUUGUCUCGAUUUGCUGAUAUCUACAUGGCGUCUCUGAGCUGCCUCCUGAGCUACGAUCUCAGUCACACAUUCUAUCCCAGGAGGACUCCCUUGCAGCAUGAACUUCCAGCCUGGUCUGACAGGCCCACAGCGGGGAACUUCAGGAUCCCUUUUACACAAGGGGUGGCCCAGGCCAAGUAACCAAAUAAACCACUCGAGGUGGGCGGACAUUGAGGCAUUCAUACCAAUGAGAGUAUAAACGUCGCUUUUUAAGCAAGUAUGAAUAUUGUAUUUUGCUAUUUAUGUGGUUUUAUCUGGUGAAUAAAUUUCCUUGUUUUGAUAGAAUAGGAAUUCAGAAUUAACUGGUCUAACUCUCUUCUGAUUUGUAUCUCCUGUUAAUGAUAAUGGGAAUUAUGGACACCUAGAGGAGGGAAAAGUAGAUCCUUGAGGUUUCUGUUGGCUGAAAGAUGAGCUUCAUAUUGAAAGUCUAUUUAUUCAGCCUUUCAGUUUACAAAGGCCUUGGAGCUAAAUUUUUCCAGGAUAGAUAAGGCCCUUUUUGUACUAGUUCUAGAGCGUUGUGCUUGGUAGAGUUUUGACAGUAUUGAAACGACUGUGUUUCUUGAUCAUUCAUUCAACAGUUCCCUGCUAGGUGCCUAAGAUGUACAAGGUGUCAUGGGAAACAGAAAUGCCUAGCUCUUCAUCCUUGCCUUCAGAGAGGUUACAAAGAGGAAGUGACCUAUUAUAGUGGAAAGAGCAGAAGACUUCGGUUAGAAUUCCAUUUCUGGUACUUGUUAGCUGUGUGACCAUGGUCAAAUUGAUUAAGCGUUCUGAGCCCCUGUUUUCUUACCUGUAAAAUGGGGACAAUAAGCCUUGUAGUAAGAGAAGGUAUAGUAGAUUAGGUAAAGAGCUGACCUCAAAACUGUGGUCUGAUUUCAAGAACCAUCUCUGAUAUAUACUGGUUUUGUGACCCUAGUUACUUAGUUACUCAUAGGCAGCUCUCUUAGGCUACAUUAUGAAUAGCAGAGAAGGUGCUGCAUUAGUAAAGAGACUUUUUCCUCUCUCUAAAUCCUUGUUGGUCUGACCUCAUAGAAUUGUUGUGGGGUUCGAUUAAGAUAAUAGAGUGUCCCCAAGAUUUUUAAGAGCUUAACACCAUAUUAAGAUGUUUAGGACACCCCCAUAUACAUAAAGUACUUUGCAAACUUUAAUGCACUGUGUGAAUGUCAGGUAUUGUCAUAAUCAUAAUUUAGCCAAGUUCCAUGCUCAUGCUGCCAGAUUAGAAGCUAGAGCUCACCCCUCAAGUUGUUGGAUUUGAGAUUUAUUUUGAUAUUUCUCUUUCAUUGUGGACAUAUUCUGCACCCUGGGAAUUCGCAGUACUUCAAAGAAAUCGAAGCUCUGCCUCUGGGAAGACUCAAGAAGGGAGGACGGAGAAGGGAGUUAACUCCCUCACCCUCCCUUAUCCCUCAUUCAGCCGCUUUGUUACCAGGGGCAGACCAAGAGUGUGAUCAGUGACAGAUGAGAGUCCAUGCCUAUCCGGUACAAAGAUAGUGGUGUUCCCUGACAAAGGCAGAGAGAAAACUGUCUUGAAUAAAUAAUAGUCCCAGGCUACCGAGGAGAAUUUGGGGCUGGAGAUGGGUUGUGGUUCCCAAUUAAGAAAGGUUUUAGAUUCAUGUGCAAAACGAGACAAGCAGGAAGGUGAGACUAUCGGGACACAGCCUGAAACAAUCAACAUGAAUUAUCCAAGAGCUGCUGAAACAGCAAAAAACUACUUUGGUCUCGUGGUUUGCUACUGAAGGUGAGAUGAAGGCACAGGUGGGAUCUUUUUGGAACAAACUUCUGUGAUUCUCCCAUCUCCCCAUAGUUUUGCUGUAAUUAAAGCUUAUUAAAAUGAGUGCACAGUUAGCAAACUUAAUGCUAGGCCAUGAGACCUGGGAAGGCAACAGGCUAGAAGGAAAUUAAUGGUGUGGGACUCCAGCUAGGGAAAGAGGGAGGUGUUGCUCAGACAUUAUGUCAGACCCUUGCCUUUCGGGGUCUUUUGUGUGUUUUCUUCGUGAGUGGUUUGGGAGUUUGGGUGACUCUUGUUGGUGAGGGGUACAGGGUUAGGGCGAGGGAUUCAGGAGUUCUUGUGUCAUGGACUCUGAUGAAAGUCUUUCUUGAAUAAUAUUUUAAGUACAUGAAAUAAAAUGCAGAAGACUACGAAAGAAAUUAAUUAUAUUGGCAUACAUUUAUUAACAUUAAAGAAGUUCACUCCAGAUUGAGAACCUCUGGGUUAGAAUAUAUACUCCUGUUGAGAAGGUAUUGUUUCAUGUUUUUGUAUUUGUAUCUUCAGUACCUAAGACAGUGCCUGGCACAUAGCAGGUACUUAAUAAAUAUUUGGUGAUUGAUUGAUUGGUUGAAAGAAGUUUAAAAAGCUUAACUCCAUUUUAGCAGCUCAGCUCAGUUUCCCCUGCCUAUAAUGUAAAUGGUUAUAUGGCCAGGCUCUUUCUCUAAAAGAAUGCUGGGUACAUGGCCACGGAUCGUAGAAAGUCCAGUGUUAUUAGUGUGCAGUAUUAUGGCGGAGAGGUAGAUAAGGGGUCUUGGAGUCAGGAAGACUUGAUCCUUGAACACUUGCUGGCUGUGUGACCCUGGGCAAGUCACUUAACCUCUGUCU